AUGUCGCGCGCUUCAGUGGGAGGCUUUGCGGAUACUCCUCCUAGAGCCCCGCCGCCGUCGCAGAGCAAGCGCAAAAGGGAAGCAGGAGACCAAGAAGCGAGUCACUCGUUAGUGGCGAGUUCUUCUGUGGUCGAGUCGCUUUCACCAAAACUCAAACAUCCGCCGACUAGCCAGAAAGGCUUCGACAACAACAACACGGCUGCCCGGAACAAAGCCGCUGGCAAGAUCGCUCCAUCUCCGGAAGAUGACGAGUUGCACACUGCAGACUCGGGUGAUCUGCUGAACGGUGUCGGAUCAGCAAGUUCACUGGCAAGCACCGUCUCUUCGGUGUUCAGCAGCAGCAAUCCAUCAGCGAUGUUCUCAUAUCCCGGCACCACACCUUCACUACAUGCUCUGACACCUCUCACAAACAACGACUCCUCUCCUCCCGGCAAAGUACCCAGUCCUCGACCGGCGAAAAUCCAGAAAGUUCAUACACAUGCCGAUGUCGCGACGCCGAAUGGUGCGCCGCAAAUCAAUGGCGCCCAGAAUGCCUCCGAAGCAAUCACGCCAGUCCACACACCCCCUCAAGGACGGAAGCAAGCGCGAAAGGAGCCCGGCGAGGUGUCGGGCGAGAAGACAGUCUACGAUCCAGAAAUUGAUGAUAAACUUCCGCAGAAGGAUAGGAGGAAACACAAGCCACGGACAAGGGCAUUCGUCGAGCAGCCCGCCGACACGCCGCCGGUAAAAGAUCCUCGACUGGCCAUUGGGGGUUAUGAGUCCGGAAUAUACCAGCAAGGAAGAAUGAGCAAGGCGAAAGUGCGCGUGGCACCUUAUCCGCUCAAGCCCUACUCGUUCGACCCAAGGAUCUCAAUUGGACCUGGACCAGCAGUGCAGGUCUGCGUCACUGGAUUCGAUCCAUUCGUUCCAGAGGCGCAAUUGAGAGCGCUUUUUGGAAGUUAUGGAGAGAUUGCAGAGGUCAGCAACAAGGUCGACCCUGGCACCGGCACAUACCUGGGCAUCUGCCUGAUCAAGUACCGAGACACGAGGCAGAUGCGUGGGGGUGUUACGAUGACUGCCGCAGCUUCGGCCAAGAAGGCGGAGAAAGAGGGCAACGGGCAAAAGAUCGGCGUCUGCAAGGUGAAAGUGGAGCGCGACCGUGAAGGGCGCAAAUGCAAGCGCGCGGUCGAAGCGAUCGUGAAGCGCAAUAGGGCAGAACAAGAGAAGCACCGACCCGUAGUGACUGCACGGAAGGUGGAAGCUCCUCCCACACCUACGACUGCUGCAACUCCUGCACCUCCUCCUAACGCGCCAAAAGGUCCAUCUGGGAAAGGCAUGGCUCCUCCGUCUGGCCCGCGAUCGAACCUCAAACCGAUCCACUCAGCCCAGUCUCGUGUUGAAACCGAACUUAUCCUCAAAAAGAUUCAACGGAAGCCGUACAUAUUCUUGGCCCAUUGCUACGUUCCUGUUCUCGGCACUACCAUACCGCAUCUCGAGAAGCGGAUGAGGAUGUACAAGUGGAAAGAGGUGCGAUGCGACAGGACGGGAUAUUACAUCGUGUUCGAUGAUUCGAAAUUUGGCGAAGACGAAGCUGCAAGGUGCUAUCAUGAGAACAACAUGCAGCCCUUGUUCACCUAUGUCAUGAACAUGGAAUGCCAGCAAUAUGGCAACCCGAAUUAUGAGCGUAGUCCAAGCCCAGAGCGUGUGCUGGCGGAGAAGCGGCAGCAAGAAGAGCGCGAACGGAUACAGAAGGAAGAGGAGCUGGAUUGGGAAGACGAGAAGAAGCAGCGGGCUGCUAAUCUGGAUCCUGUGCAUGCAGCGUUGGACUUGUUGACCACCGAGCUUGUGGAGAAGAUCAUGAGCGACAUCAAGACCAAGGUUGCAGCGCCAGCGCUGUACGACUAUCUCGCUCCCGAGCACCAUGUCGCUAAGAGAAGGAAACUGAACAUACCUGAUCCGUCUGAACGCGAGAACAAACGACCUACUCUACCCUUUGGGAGAGCCGAUGAUUCUCCGGCAAGCACCCCUGAUUCGCGAGCUCACGGCUUUUCUGGAUACCAGCGGAAACCUCUCUCCACCUACGAACUCACCAUUGCUCGGAAACGAAAGGCCGCUCCUAUCGCUCGGUCAUCGAACGCUUUUGUUGAUGAGCGCCGUAAGAAAGCACCACCUCCCCGACGAACUCACAUCCAACCGCUCCAUCGCCAGCUGCAGAACUACUACGAUGAAGAUUCUGAGGAUGAGCGCGCCACCUCAUUUACGCGUGAGUCUGAAGAGCAAGACAGUAGGCCUUUGUCCCGGUUGAGUUCUGUUGGCUUCGAUCACGAUGAGGUAGCAGGAACGCCCAGGAAGAAGCGCCGAACGACUGGGCACGAAGCAGGGUGGGGCGCUGAGAGCGACGAUGAUUCGAAUGAUGAGACCGCCCGCCGUCUUCUGCCUCAUCUCAUUAACAAAGAGGCAGAGGAUAUGGCGGAUAGGGAGCUGGAGCAAGUCGUCAUCACACUGCCACGGUCGUCAAGCAAGUACAAGCGGGCGCGGACGGAGAUAAAGCAACGCAAGAAGCUAAGGGACUUCGACAGGCUGUUCGGCAUCAAAGCGGACGAGCCGACCGUCGACGACUAUGCUGAGUCCGUACGCCCAACUGUUGACACCACUCCAGAUACGGAAGACAAGGCGAUUGAGACUGUUGAGACUGCUGAUGAUCUUCCUGUGGCGGCUACAAAGCCGAAGGCGAAGCCAAAAGCGAAACGCAAGACUAAGAAGCAGAUUGAGGAAGAGAAGCGUGCGGCACUUCUGCGGGUAGAGCCCGCUGCUGAGCUUCCUGCUGUCGUGGACGACGUCAGCCUCGAUGACGAGCUACGAGCUCUGAUCGAAGAGCCAUCGGAAGAGAAGGCCGAGCCAAGGUCAGAGGUUGAAUGGGGAGUCUCGGCCAACAAGCCAAGAAAGACCGUGGAAGACCAUCCUGAUCUGGUGCUCGACCUCGACGGCUGGCAGGAGCUCGUCAAGGACGAAGAAGAUCUCCGCUUCUUGCGCGAAGCGCUUACGAACGAGCGACCAGCCGCCCUAGGAGACGUCAAACUGUGGGCUUGGAAGCAAAAGCAGAUCAAGCUUCUCAACAACGGCGGCAUCGAAGGACCAUCGCACGUCGAGAGCAAGAUCCAAGGCUACUACGUCCCCAAUCCCAGCGGCUGCGCCCGCACAGAAGGCGAGAAGAAAAUCUCUCAGGUCGAGAAGUCCAAGUACCUGCCCCACCGUCUCAAGGUGCAGAAAGCGCGUGAAGAACGCGAAGCUCGUGCAGGAAACGACGCUGCCCCUGCCACCGAAGCCUCCAAACUCCUCCCUGCGACAGGCAAUUCAAGAGCCAACCGCGCCAACAACCGCCGCCUCGUCAACGACAUCAACAUACAAAAAGGUCUCGCCGCAGGCGCCGAAGGCGACGCCAUGCGUUUCAACCAACUCAAGAAGCGCAAGAAGCUCGUCAAGUUCGACCGCUCCGCUAUCCACAACUGGGGUCUCUACGCCGAAGAGAAUAUUGCCGCGAACGACAUGAUCAUCGAGUACGUGGGCGAGCGGGUCCGGCAGCGCGUGGCCGACCUGCGCGAGGAGAUGUACGAUCGGCAGGGUGUGGGCAGCAGCUACCUCUUCCGCAUCGAUGAAGACACGGUCGUUGAUGCGACCAAGAAGGGCGGCAUCGCGCGGUUUAUCAAUCAUAGCUGCAUGCCGAAUUGCACGGCUAAGAUCAUCAAGGUGGACGGGACGAAGAGGAUCGUCAUCUAUGCGGACCAGGCUAUCGCGAAGCACGAGGAACUCACAUACGACUACAAGUUUGACCGCGAGAUGAACAGCGACGACCGCAUCCCCUGUCUCUGCGGCACGGUCGCCUGCAAGGGUUUCCUCAACUGA
Coniosporium apollinis CBS 100218 is the source of this 3882-nucleotide messenger RNA. RefSeq lists its product as uncharacterized. NCBI's taxonomy places the organism in Eukaryota, Fungi, Ascomycota, Dothideomycetes. The transcript is spliced from 3 exons. Bases 1 to 3882 code for a protein of 1293 amino acids. The record is from RefSeq and is a predicted model, not a curated record. Gene Ontology annotation, molecular function: protein binding; RNA binding; histone H3K4 methyltransferase activity. Gene Ontology annotation, cellular component: Set1C/COMPASS complex.